UGGCUUCCUCGCCUGUCAUUUUCGUUCGUCGAUAGCAUUUUUGAGAUUCGUGUCGUGUAAUUUUACAAUAAUUAAUAGCUAAAAUGUAAUAUGAAGUGUACAGAAAAGUUUGAAUAUCACUACAAUUGAUGUUAUACGUGUUUCUUUAUAAUAUAAGUUAAAAUAUAAAUGAAACCAACAUGUCGAUUACAACAGUACAGAACCAAACAAAAACUAAUAAUGGAACAGCAACGAAGCCUCAGAAGACCUAUGGCAAGAUUGUGCUCACCCUCCACAACUGUCUUUUACCUGAAUCCAUUUUUAAACAGACACCAUCACAAGUCGAUGGACUUGACAUUGAAACCGAAACGGACCUACGAAUUUUAGGUUGUGAAAUGAUUCAAACUGCAGGUAUCUUACUUAAAUUACCCCAAGUAGCGAUGGCUACUGGUCAAAUGUACUUACAAAGGUUCUAUUACUCGAAAUCUUUCGUUAGAUAUCCAAUGGAGACUACAGCUAUGGGUAGUAUAUAUCUGGCGUCAAAAGUCGAGGAGAAACCAUGCAGAAUACGUGAUGUGAUUAAUGUUUUCCAUCAUAUAAAACAAGUGAGGGCGCAGAAAAACAUUUCACCUUUAAUAGUUGAUCAAAAUUACAUAGAACUGAAGAAUCAGGUAAUUAAAGCGGAGAGGCGGAUACUAAAAGAAUUGGGCUUCUGUGUACAUGUAAAACAUCCACACAAACUUAUCGUUGUAUAUCUCCAGCUACUAAAGUAUGAAAAGAAUAGACAACUCAUGCAAUUAGCAUGGAACUACAUGAAUGAUGCACUCCGAACUGAUGUGUUUAUGAGAUUUGCUCCUGAAACUAUUGCCUGUGCUUGCAUAUAUCUGACAGCCCGUAAAAUCGGUCUGCCAUUACCAAAUAAUCCCCACUGGUUUCUUUUAUUCAAAGUACCUGAAGAGGAUAUUAGAGAAGUAUCUUUAAGAAUUUUACAAUUGUACAAGAGACUUAAAGUGAAUCCCGAAGAUUUAGAAAACAAAGUGGAUGCUUUAAAGAAAAUCUAUCAAGCUAACAAAUACAUACAAGCACAGAAAGAGAGAGAAGCAAAGGCAGAAGAGAAGAAGGCUGAUUCUCCAGCUGCAUCAACUUCUAAAGACAGUAAACGGGAUAUUAAAAAAGAGAAGUCUCCAAAAACUCCUCCAUUAUCAAAGUAUCACAGUAGUGGUCAUAAGAAACGUGAACGGAGGUCUCGAUCUCCUUAUGAUCGUAAACGAGACUAUUCAAGUAAACGGCAUAAGUCUCGUUCAAGGGAUAGGGAGUUAGAUCGUUCCCGGGAAAGAAGAAUGGAUGAUAAGAGAAGUCGGAUGAUGUCAAGGAAGUAUGACGAUUAUGACCGUGCUAAAUCAAGUCGGGAUGGACGAGACAGUAGGGAUGAAAAGCGGAAACAUUAAUUGUAAAUCACUUUUAUUAAAUGUAUAUUACAUGAAUACAUGACCUUAGAAUAUA
This is a messenger RNA of Papilio polytes (common Mormon), 1482 nucleotides long. It is a transcript of the gene Ccnl1, whose product is annotated as cyclin-L1. Gene Ontology annotation, cellular component: nucleus. Gene Ontology annotation, molecular function: cyclin-dependent protein serine/threonine kinase regulator activity. Gene Ontology annotation, biological process: regulation of transcription by RNA polymerase II. The record is from RefSeq and is a predicted model, not a curated record. The coding region runs from base 180 to 1427 and encodes 415 amino acids. The transcript has a single exon. Lineage: Eukaryota; Metazoa; Arthropoda; Insecta; Lepidoptera; Papilionidae.